UGUUAAGCAACAACAACAGUGUCUGCAUUUCAUCUUAUUGACGUAGACAAUUUCUUUAAUUGCAAUAACUAUUUGUGUUUACAUUUUCAAGAAAAAAUACAGACAGCGCAAAAUGAGUGUAUCUAAUGAGGAUUCUAAAAAUGAGGACCGAAUACAGAAACGUGUCAAUAAAAUACUUGAAACGAGAUUGGAAGCUGAUAAAGACACAUUGGACGCUCUAGGUAACCUCUCCAACUUCUUUACGGAAAAUACUUUGCAAAAUCGACGUAACCUACGCAGCCAAAUAGAACGUCGAACGGUCGGUAUAAAUGAUAAUUUCCUCGAAGCAUUUCGUAAAGUGAAAAAUACACUCGAUGCUGUGUGCGAGGACUUAGAUACCAUGGCGAAAUCGGUAAAGACAAUGAAAUCGAAUUUGGAAUCUUCAAAAGCCUUAACUCAUGACUUAAUUACACAAACGAAUUCUUUGGAAACUGAACGUGAACGUCUGGAAGUGGACCAACAAAUAGCUGAAGCUUUUUUGGCACGCUUCCAACUUACCGUACCAGAACAUCAAAUUUUAUAUGGGACCACAAAAGAUGCUCAAAUUGUGCCCGAGUUCUUCACUGUACUUAAUCGUGUACAGAGUAUUCAUGCGGACUGUCGUGUUUUAAUGCAAUGUGGAUAUCAAACUGCCGCCCUGGAAAUAAUGGAAGAAAUGACACUGCAUCAGGAAGGCGCCUUCGAACGACUCUAUCGAUGGACACAAAAUCACUGUCGAAAUUUGGAAAAUAACGAAAUUGGUCCGUUAGUCAUUGAAGCAAUGAGUAGACUGCAAGAUCGGCCGGUGUUAUUCAAGUAUGUAAUUGAUGAGUACGCCAUAGUGCGACGAGGUGUAUUGGUGCGUCUUUUUAUUGAAGCACUCACAGAAGGAGGCGCCCAUGGCAAUCCAAAGCCUAUUGAAAUGCAUGCGCAUGAUCCGAAACGUUAUAUCGGUGAUAUGUUUGCCUGGUUGCAUCAAGCGAUACCGAGUGAAAAGGAAAAUUUGUCUAUGCUACUAAAGAAGUGCGAUAAAAAUGAUUUGUCAGAUCAAACACAGACUGCACUGGCCUAUAUAGCCGAUGGUGUUUGUCAUCCUUUGAAAGUACGUGUGGAAACUAUAUUGACUUCGGAAAAGGACACUAUCGUUUUAUUUGCAAUAUCAAAUUUACUACGAUUUUACCAGCAAAUUAUAAAACAGGUCGUCAAAGGCGGCACACUUGAACAGACCCUUAUUGAUUUGCAAAAGACCAGUGAAGAGAUUUACUUGAAUUCACUUGCCAAUCAAGUACGCAGUAUAUUGCAACGCCCAGCCAGCGCUAGCUUAGGCAUCGAACCGCCGCAGCGUGACUUGGUGCCACCAACGAGCGUAGGACGACUUUUAAAUAUGCUCAAAGAAAUACUAUCAGUGGCAACAAUGGUCGAUGGACGCCAAGCGGAUAUUACAAAGAUUGUCUCCUGCGUAAUCGAUCCCCUAUUGCAAUCCGUACAAGAGUCGGCGUCACAUUUACCCAUUAUCGAUAUGGCAGUAUAUCUACUAAAUUGUUUCUAUCAUAUGCAAAGCUCCCUGGCUGUCUACGAAUACAUGGACGAACGAGUUGAACGCCUACAAGCACAAUCCGAUGCACAAAUCGACACACUCAUAUCGGAGCAAGCAUCGUCGUUGGUGGCUAAUCUUAAUUUGGGGCCCAUCUAUACUAUAUUACAAAAUAAUCAAACGAAAAUUGAGGCAAAUCUGUUGAAAAUCUUCAUGAAUAAAAUGGAUGCAUUUUUGGAAAUGCCAGAGAUUUUGCUACUACCGCAGGUGCAAUUGCUAAUGUCCAGCGCACAUCGCAAUGCUGUGCAGAAGCGUGCUUUCAACGUUAUCGUUGCUAUAUAUAAACAAAUAUACGAACGUGUACACGAUCCGGCGAAUGGGUUUGAGCAACCAGAGGCUGUUUUUAACAAAACACCAGAGCAAGUUAGCAAAAUAUUGGCUGUUUAAGUGAAGUUAUCUAUGGUAUUUUAGCGUUAUUCUACUUACUGUCUAAAAAAUUAUACAGUAACAUAUAUUCAUACAUAAAUGGUAAAUAAUUUGUAGAGUGGAAUUUUUCACGUAUUACAUUCCGUAAUCUGCGAUUUUUGUUUUUAUUUUUGCAGUCAGUCAUUCAAAGUUAAACACAAGCGUCUUUUCGCUUUCAAUUACUUGCAAUCGCACAUGAGUUUGUACAAACAUCCAUAUUAUAUGUAUAUAUAUAUAUAUAUAUAUAUAUGUGGAUAACUACAAUAACAAUGCAUAAAUACGCCGACUGUAAAUAAUACACGCCUUCAUAUCGCUCACAUUAAGAUUGAGUCAAACGGUUACUAAUUUCUUAUUCAAAUCUUUUAUUUUAUUUUUUUUUUUUUACUAGGCAAAAUCACUGUUAUUGUGUUUAUUUUAUGGAUGAUGUGCACAACAAUAGUGCAAAUGAGAAUUGAAUAACGAAACGAAAGAAUUGAAAGGCGAACGCAAAAGAGCUGGCGUGAACUAAGGAGGCUGUGUACAUUAGACGGAUACUAAACUGUUAGUAUGUUUGGCACUUUGUCAGCUGUCGUCGGUUUAAAGCGCGCUCCACAAAUUUGUUCGAUUUCUCGAAGUGCUCUUAUCACACGCAAAGAAAAAGUUGAUAUCAACAAAAAAAAAAAAAGUAUAGAAACUGAGGGGAAGGAAUUUUUUUGUAUUUGUAAUUUUCUCACCCAAAAAAUAUUCAUUUUUAUGUACUCGUACUACCCAGUGAACGAUUGCGCAAAUUUAAUUGGGUUUUGCUGAUUUUGUAUGUUUUACAUAUCUCUUAACGGAUAUCUUGUUUUGCGCGAUAAAAGAGGAAAUGUGUUUAUGAAGAUUGUUUAUACACGAAUAAAAAUCGGAUUGCGUAUGAGGAAUGUGUGAUUGUAUGAUAGAGCAACGUGCCUGUUUAAAAAGGGCUAACGCUUAAACUGAACGUUUUAGUUUACUUUGUUGUCACUAUAGUAAAAGUAUUAAAUUUAAGCAAACAAAAAAAAUUUUUUUUCUUAACUGUGCUUCAAUUACUUAAUAUUUUAUGUACAACUAUUAAGCGAGGUAAAUUGUGCAUACAUAUUGUAAGCGUUAACUAGCUUGUGUCGUUCAACUAUUUGCCUUCAAUGUUGUUACUACAAAUAAAGAUUAAUAGCAAAAAAUA
Molecule: messenger RNA, 3194 nt
Organism: Ceratitis capitata (Mediterranean fruit fly)
Lineage: Eukaryota; Metazoa; Arthropoda; Insecta; Diptera; Tephritidae
Gene: Cog6
Product: conserved oligomeric Golgi complex subunit 6
Exons: 6
Coding region: 113-1999 (628 amino acids)
Biological process (GO): intra-Golgi vesicle-mediated transport
Cellular component (GO): COG complex
Source: RefSeq, a predicted model, not a curated record